AAUGCUGUAGGGGGCGCUUCUGUGCCGUGGCGGCCCUCGAUUAAAUCAUCGGCUAGUUUCCGCUUCACUGUACCAUAUAUUGUCGUUGAAUCGGAGUGCAAAAAGUUAAAAAACCCUUUAAAAUGGGUUUCGUGAAAGUGGUGAAGAGCAAGGCUUACUUCAAGAGAUAUGAAGUCAAAUUCAGGCGAAGGAGAGAGGGCAAAACGGACUACUAUGCUCGCAAACGCCUGGUUGUACAGGACAAGAAUAAGUACAAUACACCCAAAUACCGAUUGAUCGUCCGCUUGUCCAACAGGGAUAUCUGCUGCCAGAUUGCCUAUGCAAAGAUCGAGGGAGACCACGUUGUGUCUGCCGCUUAUUCCCGCGAGUUGCCCAAAUAUGGCAUCGCUGUAGGUCUCACAAACUAUGCCGCCGCCUAUUGCACCGGACUGCUGCUUGCCCGCCGGCUGUUGCACAAGUUCGGCAUGGAUCAGGUGUACGAGGGUCAGGUGGAGGUGACGGGCGAUGAGUUCAACGUGGAGAGCGUAGACGGCCAGCCGGGAGCCUUCACCUGCUACCUGGAUGCGGGCCUGGCCAGAACCAGCACGGGCAACAAAGUGUUUGGAGCGCUGAAGGGGGCGGUAGACGGAGGGUUGGCCAUUCCUCACAGUCUGAAACGCUUCCCUGGUUACGACGCCGAGAGCAAAGAGUUUAACGCCGAGCUGCAUCGGAAGCACAUCAUGGGCAUGAACGUGGCCGACUACAUGUCGUACCUGAUGGAGGAGGACGAGGAUGCCUACAAGAAACAGUUUUCGCGCUUCAUCAAGAACGGAGUCGCACCGGACACGAUCGAGGAAAUGUACAAAAAAGCGCACGCCGCCAUCAGAGCGAAUCCCGUUCACGAAAAGAAACCCAAAAAAGAAGUCGUGAACAAAAAGAGAUGGAACCGGCCCAAAAUGUCCCUGGCACAAAGGAAGGACCGCGUCCGGCUGAAAAAAGCCAGCUUCUUACGAGCGCAAGAGCUAGAGGCCGGGGACGGGUAGCGCUUUGGCGCAUCACAAAUAAAUCUACAGUAGUGCAAAAU
Molecule: messenger RNA, 1063 nt
Organism: Syngnathus acus (greater pipefish)
Lineage: Eukaryota; Metazoa; Chordata; Actinopteri; Syngnathiformes; Syngnathidae
Gene: rpl5a
Product: ribosomal protein L5a
Exons: 8
Coding region: 123-1022 (299 amino acids)
Biological process (GO): translation; ribosomal large subunit assembly
Cellular component (GO): cytosolic large ribosomal subunit; ribosome
Molecular function (GO): 5S rRNA binding; structural constituent of ribosome
Source: RefSeq, a predicted model, not a curated record